AUGCCUGCAGGGCCGUCUGGUGUUGUUGUUUUGGCCGUCAUCUACGCCCUCAUCACCGUCUCCGCGAUAAUCAUCGGUGCCCGAAUCUACCUCCGAUUAGCCAUACAAAAGCAGCGCCUCGUAACAGCAGACUGGCUACGCAUAUCAGCAUGGUGCACCGCCUUCGUCACCGGUUUCUUCGACGUACUGUAUGCUAAAGAGGGUGUUUUACAUCCUUGGAUUAAUUAUACUCUGUCUAAUUGGGAUGCUCCGCUGGAGCAGCAGAUUAGAGUCCGAAAGUACAAUUGGAUCAAUCCUUUCCCAUUCUACACGACUUUCUAUCUCUGCAAGGCAUCGCUUCUUGUCAUCUAUCUACAGCUAUUUCCGCCGUUCAUGGUCAUCAGAAGACUCAUGGUCUGGAUCGUGGUUGUGUACUGCGUCUGCGCCUACAUCGUAACCAUUUCACUGCAGCUUUUUCUGUGCUAUCCAAUCCAACGGAACUGGUCUGUCACGAAGCCUGAAGAAGCAUGCAAAUUUACCUCGUUAAUUCUCAUGUUCCAAAUCAACUGGGUGUUGCAUUUCGUUGGAAGCAUUGCGCGAAAGUCCACCGGCUACUCUUGA
Fusarium proliferatum ET1 is the source of this 600-nucleotide messenger RNA. RefSeq lists its product as uncharacterized. The transcript has 4 exons. Bases 1 to 600 code for a protein of 199 amino acids. The record is from RefSeq and is a predicted model, not a curated record. Lineage: Eukaryota; Fungi; Ascomycota; Sordariomycetes; Hypocreales; Nectriaceae.